Molecule: messenger RNA, 1025 nt
Organism: Lolium rigidum
Lineage: Eukaryota; Viridiplantae; Streptophyta; Magnoliopsida; Poales; Poaceae
Product: transcription factor BHLH6-like
Exons: 3
Coding region: 106-876 (256 amino acids)
Biological process (GO): regulation of DNA-templated transcription
Cellular component (GO): nucleus
Molecular function (GO): sequence-specific DNA binding; protein dimerization activity; DNA-binding transcription factor activity
Source: RefSeq, a predicted model, not a curated record
CUGGACCAGCAAAUGGCCAGCCACCCAUGCUAACGUGGAGACCACAACAAGAACAGCACGAGAACAUCAAGAGACGGGUUCGCAAGCCGGACGUCCUAAUACCUAAUGGAGGGCGACAUGGACGGGAGCUUCGAUUUCUUCGAGGACGUAGUGUUCGAUGUUGCCGUUCUCGACAGUAUGUACCUGCCGGCCGAGGACUCCCUCCAGUCCGCUCUCAACUCCUGGUACGACGACUCGAGCUCGCCGGAGGGCGCCAACCCGUGCUUGACGAGGGCGGCCAAGAACAUCGUCCUCGAGAGGGACCGCCGCAAGAAGCUCAACGAGAGGCUCUGCUCCCUCCGCGGCGUAGUCCCCAACAUCACCAAGAUGGACAAGGCCUCCAUCAUCCAGGACGCCAUCGAGUACAUCCAGGAGCUGCAGGAGCAGGAGCGGCACAUGCUCGCCCAGAUAUCCGACCUCGAAUCCGCCGCCUGCACUGACCUUGUCAUCCAGGCGGAGGAGGACGCUGAGGGUUCCCCGCCGUGGAAGAAGAUGAGGAGGGCAGCCUCCUCCAUCGACGGCGCUGUUUUUUCCCUUGCCACUGAUCAGCGUGUCGAAAUCCUCGAGGUAAUUAUUGCAAGAAAUGUCAAAACAAAAUAUCCAAGUAAUGACACUGGCAUACUGGCAUUGAACAAAAAUACGCUAGGGUGGCAAUGUCAUCUACUGAAUUUACUCAUGAAUAUAUGCUCCACGAAACCUAGCUUACUGACUAUUAGUAUUAAAUUACUUUCUCAAGGUUGUAUAUGUAGAGAUCACUCAGACUCCGAAAAACCUAUUUCUCGGUUGACAUCGUCCGAUCAAGGUCAUCGUAUGCUUUUGAGCCUGCAUGGAUCUUGAUGUUCAAAUCAAAUAUAGUUCUUAACAUUGAAACGGAAAAAGGUAGACACACACCAUCAUCACUUAACUUAAUAAAUACAAAUAUUAAUGGUUACAUACUAGCCUUUUUUUUUAUUAGUGAAUGAAACAAGAAAUAGGGUAUACAAUAG